AUGACUACAUGGCUCUUCAAUGUAAGUGUCUUGCAUCUGUCUGCCUCCUUCUCUGAGCCGCGACUAGCCUCCUUCGCGGCUGAGGGACAACUCGCGUGUCGUAUGUUUUUCAACGGAAAACCUCUCGAUCUCACAUUUCAGCCCGCAUCGGAGAUGAUUGGAGGGGGAAAACCCCAGUCUACUUUUCUUUACCGUAUCCAAUCCCUCACGGUUGCUGACCUUUUAAACAUGUUGAGGCAGAGGUCUGUGAGGUUUUACAUCGUUCCCGUGAAAAGGAACAGUGAUCCGUUAGGUAAGGAGAUACGGGCGGCCUGCAGAGCGACCACGAACAUCAUGUGCAUAGCAGAGCGUGGGGGUGGGCUGCUUGAACUUCCCCUGACAUCUGCUGCUUCAAAGGAAGAAGGAAAUAGUGGUAUUGUAGGUACUCUUUCGGUAUGUAUUGCUUUUGAUCAGUUAGCGGAAGUGGAGUUACGUCUCAAGGAGUUUUACGUCUCGGGCUUGGAAAAUGGGAUAUAUGGAUUGCAUUGUCGUCUUGCCCCCUUCAAGGAGGGUGUUGUGAGCAAGUUGACGCGGGCGCUGUCUGGCACCGCUCGGUGGACUGACGCCGAAGUGCCUAUGGCGAAGUAUCGGGGUGUGCUGCGUAACUUAAAAAAGCAUCAGUUUGCUAUAGCUGUUUAUUUGAUAGAUGGCAAUAAUAACGAAAGGCCAGUCGCGUCGUUUGAAGUGGAUUUAGCAAUCAAAAAUACAAGUGCGUCCUGCAAAGAGAUAACAAUCCCAUUCUCCAUGAGUGAUGGAAAGACAUCAACAACGGUGAACGGGGCUCUUCAACUGAGCGGGUUACCGACCUUUGAGGACGAAAUGCAAAAAAUAUUACGAGCAGGUCCGGCAUGCGUUGACACUGAAGAUGAAAAGAAAGAGAAAAACAAAUUCUCAGAUCCCGAAGGGGCCAAGAGCUCAGAGGCCGAGAGCACCACAGAAAUUGAUACAGAAAACUCAAGUAUGGGUCGCCAUCUCCCCGAAUAUUCGCAGGGAUCGUCCCCUCCAAUUGUUUCGCGCACAUCAACCCCUACAAGAGCGUCACCACGGGAUAUUUCUUCCCCACCUAGCGAAGAUCAAGAUGCUGAAGAUUGUCGAUUCAGCUUUCCGAGUAAAAACAGCAUUUCUGCCCUUUGGCACUCUGAAGCAGAUCUGGAAUCUCCAACACCGCCACCUGAGAAGGACAUGGAUGUGCAUGGUGAUGUUCCACCGCCAACACCGCCACCUGAGAAGGACAUGGAUGUGCAUGGUGAUGUUCCACCGCCAACACCGCCACCCGAGAAGGACAUGGAUGUGCAUGGUGAUGUUCCACCGCCAACACCGCCACCCGAGAAGGACAUGGAUGUGCAUGGUGAUGUUCCACCGCCAACACCGCCACCUGAGAAGGACAUGGAUGUGCAUGGUGAUGUUCCACCGCCAACACCGCCACCCGAGAAGGACAUGGAUGUGCAUGGUGAUGUUCCACCGCCAACACCGCCACCCGAGAAGGACAUGGAUGUGCAUGGUGAUGUUCCACCGCCAACACCGCCACCUGAGAAGGACAUGGAUGUGCAUGGUGAUGUUCCACCGCCAACACCGCCACCCGAGAAGGACAUGGAUGUGCAUGGUGAUGUUCCACCGCCAACACCACCACCCGAGAAGGACAUGGAUGUGCAUGGUGAUGUUCCACCGCCAACACCGCCACCCGAGAAGGACAUGGAUGUGCAUGGUGAUGUUCCACCGCCAACACCGCCACCCGAGAAGGACAUGGAUGUGCAUGGUGAUGUUCCACCGCCAACACCACCACCCGAGAAGGACAUGGAUGUGCAUGGUGAUGUUCCACCGCCAACACCGCCACCCGAGAAGGACAUGGAUGUGCAUGGUGAUGUUCCACCGCCAACACCGCCACCCGAGAAGGACAUGGAUGUGCAUGGUGAUGUUCCACCGCCAACACCGCCACCCGAGAAGGACAUGGAUGUGCAUGGUGAUGUUCCACCGCCAACACCGCCACCCGAGAAGGACAUGGAUGUGCAUGGUGAUGUUCCACCGCCAACACCGCCACCCGAGAAGGACAUGGAUGUGCAUGGUGAUGUUCCACCGCCAACACCGCCACCUGAGAAGGACAUGGAUGUGCAUGGUGAUGUUCCACCGCCAACACCACCACCUGAGAAGGACAUGGAUGUGCAUGGUGAUGUUCCACCGCCAACACCGCCACCCGAGAAGGACAUGGAUGUGCAUGGUGAUGUUCCACCGCCAACACCGCCACCCGAGAAGGACAUGGAUGUGCAUGGUGAUGUUCCACCGCCAACACCGCCACCUGAGAAGGACAUGGAUGUGCAUGGUGAUGUUCCACCGCCAACACCGCCACCCGAGAAGGACAUGGAUGUGCAUGGUGAUGUUCCACCGCCAACACCACCACCCGAGAAGGACAUGGAUGUGCAUGGUGAUGUUCCACCGCCAACACCACCACCCGAGAAGGACAUGGAUGUGCAUGGUGAUGUUCCACCGCCAACACCACCACCCGAGAAGGACAUGGAUGUGCAUGGUGAUGUUCCACCGCCAACACCACCACCCGAGAAGGACAUGGAUGUGCAUGGUGAUGUUCCACCGCCAACACCACCACCCGAGAAGGACAUGGAUGUGCAUGGUGAUGUUCCACCGCCAACACCGCCACCCGAGAAGGACAUGGAUGUGCAUGGUGAUGUUCCACCGCCAACACCACCACCUGAGAAGGACAUGGAUGUGCAUGGUGAUGUUCCACCGCCAACACCACCACCCGAGAAGGACAUGGAUGUGCAUGGUGAUGUUCCACCGCCAACACCGCCACCCGAGAAGGACAUGGAUGUGCAUGGUGAUGUUCCACCGCCAACACCGCCACCCGAGAAGGACAUGGAUGUGCAUGGUGAUGUUCCACCGCCAACACCACCACCCGAGAAGGACAUGGAUGUGCAUGGUGAUGUUCCACCGCCAACACCACCACCUGAGAAGGACAUGGAUGUGCAUGGUGAUGUUCCACCGCCAACACCGCCACCCGAGAAGGACAUGGAUGUGCAUGGUGAUGUUCCACCGCCAACACCACCACCCGAGAAGGACAUGGAUGUGCAUGGUGAUGUUCCACCGCCAACACCACCACCUGAGAAGGACAUGGAUGUGCAUGGUGAUGUUCCACCGCCAACACCACCACCCGAGAAGGACAUGGAUGUGCAUGGUGAUGUUCCACCGCCAACACCACCACCCGAGAAGGACAUGGAUGUGCAUGGUGAUGUUCCACCGCCAACACCGCCACCCGAGAAGGACAUGGAUGUGCAUGGUGAUGUUCCACCGCCAACACCGCCACCCGAGAAGGACAUGGAUGUGCAUGGUGAUGUUCCACCGCCAACACCGCCACCUGAGAAGGACAUGGAUGUGCAUGGUGAUGUUCCACCGCCAACACCACCACCCGAGAAGGACAUGGAUGUGCAUGGUGAUGUUCCACCGCCAACACCGUCACCUGAGAAGGACAUGGAUGUGCAUGGUGAUGUUCCACCGCCAACACCGCCACCUGAGAAGGACAUGGAUGUGCAUGGUGAUGUUCCGAUGGUUGUGGAGGGUAGUGCAAAUGUUGAUUCUUCAUGUGUGCUUGUUUGUAGUGGAGGUGCUGAAGAAGUUGUUGAUGUCCCUGCAGAUCUUGAAUCGGUUGAUGAUGAAAAUGUUUAUGUUUCCGAAUUGCAAUCCACUGCUGUUUUGAAUGAAGAUGUUACAUUGUUGUUAGAUGAAUGUGACAGAAUGGUGGUAGGUCGUGACGAGGGUGCCUCUGGUAGAUCUGUUGGCGUGCCAACACUACAGGCUUCUAAUUUAAUAGAAUUUCCACCGCCAUCAAAUGGAAAAGAACCUGCUACCUCGAGGGAAGAGGCAGCUGAUCUUCUUUUAACACGUGAGAGGGAACUGCUCGAUGCGAUGGAACAUGAGAAUGAGUGUAUUGACAUGCUUGUGCAGUCUCUUAGAAGGAUGGAUAAUGCAUCUGAGAAGGAUAGGGCUGCUUAUUGUGCCGAAGUGGACAGGUUGCAGCAGCAGUUUAAGCUGCUGGAUGAAGCGGAGGAGGAGCUGACGUUGCUGCUGGCGCGUGCCACCCAAAGGUUUAAUUUAUGUCGUGAGGAACGUCGGAAAUCACAGUUGGAGCUCUUGGAGGCGCGCGCGCGGAAGGAAACGUACAGUUUGGCACUUGCUAUGAUGGACCGGGAGUUGCGUACACAGUUUGAUAACGAUGGCAACCGUCGCCCAGGAGGGAUGUUCCUAUCCAAAAGUGACUCUUCAUAA
Molecule: messenger RNA, 4311 nt
Organism: Trypanosoma brucei brucei TREU927
Lineage: Eukaryota; Euglenozoa; Kinetoplastea; Trypanosomatida; Trypanosomatidae
Exons: 1
Coding region: 1-4311 (1436 amino acids)
Source: RefSeq, a predicted model, not a curated record